Blastomyces dermatitidis ER-3 is the source of this 1183-nucleotide messenger RNA. Its product is annotated as peroxiredoxin Q/BCP. Gene Ontology annotation, biological process: cellular response to oxidative stress; cell redox homeostasis. Gene Ontology annotation, cellular component: cytoplasm. Bases 199 to 867 code for a protein of 222 amino acids. The transcript is spliced from 2 exons. Gene Ontology annotation, molecular function: thioredoxin peroxidase activity. The record is from RefSeq and is a predicted model, not a curated record. Lineage: Eukaryota; Fungi; Ascomycota; Eurotiomycetes; Onygenales; Ajellomycetaceae.
GUGUCCUCGCGGCCAGAUGAGGGGAUACAAGAUUAACAUUUAGUAGCAUGUUGAUAUUCACCUUUUAUGUGCAGGUUAUAAGAGCUUGCACAGACAACUGAACACACUUUUAACUACAUUGAUGCAUCCAGUCCAUUUUUAAUACAUCUACUGUCUACCGUUCCAGCUCUCCACCAUAACAGUAAUAAUUAAGAAGAGAUGGUUGAAUUACGGAAGCGCAAAGCUCCCCCUAAGCUCGUUGAGGCCAAGAGCAGAGCAAAAAGAAACAAAAAGGCGACAAAACCUGACGCAGCAGCAGCAGCUGCUGUUGUCGCUACCGAACCAGUACCUAGGAUAGAAAAGGCCGUGAAGACGACGAUAGCCUCUAGAGUCACACCUGUGACUACCUCAUCGCAGAAGAAAGCUCCGAAGAUCGGUGAUACAAUUGACCUUGAUAAGAUCGGGACUGAUAUCACUACUCACGAUGGAACUCAGACGACGUUGAAGUCACUGGUUGAACAGAGCACUGCGGGCGUCGUUUUGUUCACCUACCCUCGUGCUUCAACACCUGGCUGCACCACCCAAGUCUGUCUUUUCCGCGACCGAUACGACAAGCUUACAUCUACAGGAUUGUCCAUCUUUGGGCUCUCUGCCGACUCGCCCAAAGCAAAUGCGAAUUUCAAAUCCAAACAUAACCUCCCCUAUACUUUACUCUGUGAUCCUACAGCUAGUUUGAUUGAUGGUCUUGGACUGAAGAAAGUGCCCAAGGGAACUGUACGUGGUGUUUUUGUUGUGAAUAAGGAGGGUAAGGUUCUCUUUCUGCAGUCUGGCGGACCGGCUGCUACGGCUGAUGCUGUCCAGGAGCUGGUGGAGAGUGAUUUGAAGUAAUUGAAUCAUUUCUUCGUGGACAGAGGUAGUUUCUUUGUCAAUAACUACAUAAGAGAAUAGGUCUUUGAUAUUGUGGCGGAUGUAUUACUUGCGAAAACAGAAUUUUCCCAGCCCCCCCUGAAAAUUAGUAGCAAAACGCUGCCAAAAAAAUCAAAAUAUUCACAUUUCUCUAGAAUUAUUCAAUUAUCAUUCAAUACACAUCUUUAUCAAUCAAAUAUCAAUCAAAUAUGUGUCUUUCUUACCUUUAUCAUCAAUAUACUAUCUCAACUCAGUGAUUUCAUCAUCAAUGAAACUGUACACUUUCUUAAGAAUAGUU